Schistocerca nitens (vagrant locust) is the source of this 6155-nucleotide messenger RNA. It is a transcript of the gene Mettl4, whose product is annotated as N(6)-adenine-specific methyltransferase METTL4. The coding region runs from base 96 to 1109 and encodes 337 amino acids. Gene Ontology annotation, cellular component: nucleus; RNA N6-methyladenosine methyltransferase complex. The record is from RefSeq and is a predicted model, not a curated record. Gene Ontology annotation, molecular function: methyltransferase activity. The transcript has 5 exons. NCBI's taxonomy places the organism in Eukaryota, Metazoa, Arthropoda, Insecta, Orthoptera, Acrididae.
AUGCGUAUGCCGGUAGUUUUGAAUGUUGUCAAUAGUAAACAAUUAUUUUUAGUGUGUUUAUUUUCGUGUCGUAAUUGGAAUAAAAAUACGUUAAAAUGAGUGUUGUGUUUCAAGACAAUAUCGGUUGGGUUUUAUCUCACGACAUGUUCGUGAAAAGUAUUUAUAGUGAAGUCCAUGACAAUAACGUUACGUGUAGGUUAGAGUUCGACCCAGCGCUGUUUAAGAUUGAAACUCCAUUUAUAAAUAAAGCACCUAUCGACUCAGACAAUUCGUUGGCUUCAGAUAAUUCCGGUAAUUUGUGGUUUUCACCCAAGAAGAAAAGAAGAACUAACAGAAACGGCGCCGAAAGUACGAAUAGCAGUGCAGAGCAAGUAGUUAAUCUUGUGGCAAAUAAAUCAUCAGUUUUACUUAACAAUGCAAAGAAACAGGGUGUGUUCAAUUGUGAGCCAUCAUCAUCAGAUACCUUGAGAAGAAACGAAGAUGCUAGAAACCUAUCAGUUAUAUUUUACAAAGAAAACUCUGAUGAACAAAAUAAGACAUUUCAUGGAGUCAACAAUCAGGAAUUUCCCAUAAUAGUGUCAUAUGGAGAGAAAAAGUAUGUUUUCCCACCAAGGUGUAUGUUCUUUAAUAAUGAUAUAAGCAACUUGAACCAGAAAUUGGAUGUCCUUGGAAAGUUCGAUCUGCUGCUCUUGGAUCCACCUUGGUGGAAUAAAUAUAUACGAAGGAAGAAACAAAAGUCUCGUGAAUCAAGUUACAGUAUGAUGUAUGAUGAGGACCUGUUAAAAUUGCCAGUUGCAUCCUUAAUAGCUCCUGGUGCACUUGUUGCAGUAUGGUGCACAAAUUCUGAAACACACAUAAAUACGAUGAAAAAUAAAAUAUUUCCUUCUUGGGGAAUUGAGUGUGUCAGCAAAUGGUACUGGCUGAAGGUCACUCGGAGUGGUAUACCAGUUUGCAAUUUCUCUGAACCUCCUAACAAGCAGCCAUUUGAGCAAAUACUCUUUGCACAUCAACUGUGUACACAAAGAAGUUUUCCAUUACCAGAAGAUGGAAAAAUAGUUAUUAGCGUCCCAAGUGCUAUUCAUUCACACAAACCUCCUCUGACAGCAUGAAGCAGAGGCACAGUAUUCAUCACAAGAAGAGACUGAUGUCACCUGCAGUGAGCCACAGCCCCAGCAGCAUGAACGGCCUCCCACAAAGAGAAGAAAAGUGACAACAGACAUUCUUUUGGAGGCCACCAAAAUGUUGAAGCCUGUGACUGAUAUGAGCAAAAACCAGUCCCAGCCUGCCCGGUCCCCCUGCAGGUCCGGGGGUAAGAACAGGCCAGAGGUAUUCCUGACUGUCGUAAGAGGCGACUAAAAGGAGUCUCAUACAUUUCGGCCUUUACGUGAUGGUCCCCUUUAGGGUUUGACCUCCAUUUUUCCAAAGACCAAGCCAAUUGGGGAAGGGCGCCUUACAUGGUGCAUUGUAUCCAUCGUGCAUUGAGAUCUUUAGCCCACUUUCUUGUCGAGGCAUUGCAGUCGCGCUCAUCCUCCAUCUCUUGGGCAAAGACACCUUCCUGGUUGAAUUUUCCUCUACCCACUGUGCAGUGUCAUUUUCUGCGCCAACGAUGACCAAGGAAUUCUUAGUACCUCAUAUCCAGCAUGGUAGCCAGUCUGUUGUGGUGGGGCCGCCAUGUACCCUGUUGGUUGUAGCCCCCAGACUACACAGGGAUCGCCCUGCUGAUGGCCUGCAUCGUUAACUCCCCACGUAUGCCAAGGAGUAGAUGCCCAUCACCCUGGGGCAUUGGGAGUCCUGGCAAUGGACAUCGUGCCAGGUGGCCUUUGCUGCAGCUGGGUGGUGACCGUGGGGAUGGCCCCUGGUCAGAGUUGGUGUCAUCAGGGCAGAUGACACCAUGAAGUGUAGUAUGUCAUCUUUUGCUGGUGGUCUGAUGCCAGCAGUCUCUAAGUGGGCAAAGUCUAAGUCAGUGAAGUCUCAGUUUUUUGUGGAGCAUUUAGAGGACAAGUUUGGGGAAGUGGAGGGAUUGUCCAAAAUGCGAUCGUGAGCAAAACAGUGUCCUCUGCCCAGUUCAGGGCACCACUCGCCUAUGACAAGCUGGAGCAUGUUUCUGUUUCCAUCACACCCCAUAAGGGCUUAAAUGUGGUCCAGGGUAUUUUACAGGGAUCUUCUUUUGCAGUCUGAUGACAAGCUGCGCGCCAACUUAGAGUGACGAGGUGUUCAUUUCGUCCGGCGCUUACAUAGGGGUCCAAAGGAUAAUCGGGUUGCCACUGGUGACUUCAUCUUGGCGUUCAAGGGUGACGCAUAACCCGAGAAGGUCAAGGUGAUGAUAUACCGGUGUGGUGUCAAGCCAUAUAUCCCUCCCCCGAUGCAGCGCUUCAAGUGCUGGAAGUUUGGGCAUAUGUCUUCACGUUGUACUUCCAGCAUCACCUGUCAAGAUUGUGGAUGUCCUUCGCAUCCCAAUGCUCCAUGAGCCUCGCCGCCUAUCUGUUCAACUGCAGAGAGCACCAUUUCCCUUGCUUGCCAGACUGCAGGAUUUUACAGAAAGAAAGGAAAAUCAUGGAAUACAAGAUGCUGGACCAACUGACCUUCACUGAGGCUAAGAUGAAAUUUGAAUGCCUACAUCCUGUGCGUAUGACAUCCUCUCACGCCGCCGCUAUGGCAACAGUUCUAGCCCCAUCAGUUCCGCCAAUUCCAGCUUGUUCUCAGAACCGUAAGACUACACCUGCCCCCUUGAUGGUGGGGGCACUUCCCUACCUGUUGCUCCCGCACCACCUACCUCGGGAACACUGCCACCCCAACCAUUGGGGCCAUCAGUCCCCACUUCUCAGCCGGAGAAGCAUCAGUCUUCUUCGCCUUCUCUCACUAGGAAGAGGUCCCUUGAGUCACUCCUUUCCCAGGUUCCUACCAGUGGCAAAGCAGACACCCACCAGUGGCUUAAGCACCCACAGGUAGCUGGUCAUAGGGCUUCACGGUCCUCCUCAGUCCUUGAGACUGAAUCAGUGGAGCCCUCCCUGCCACUGGAGAGCCCACGAUGACUUGUGUGGUUGUGACCACUUUCCCAUCUUCCUGUCACUCCCCUGACAUCAUCCCCACAGACGCCUACCCAGAUGGGCUUUAAACAAGCCGGAAUGGGAAGCUUUCACCUCUGUCAUCACCAUUGAAUCUUCCUCAUAUGGUAACAUUGAUGUGAUGGUUGAGCGAGUCACCAGGAUGAUCAUUUCUGUGGCGGAAAAUGUGAUCCCUUGUUCCUUAGGGUGCCUCCGGCGAAAGACAGUACUUUGGUGGUCACCUGAAAUUGCUGAGGCCGUUAAGGAGUAUAGGCAGGCUCUGCAGCAACGUAAGCAGCACCCUUCCCUGGAGCACCUAAUAGCUUUUAAAUGGCUCUGUGCCUGCGUUCACCAACUUAUAAAAAGAUGGAAACAGGAGUGGUGGGAGAGGUAUGUCUCGACCAUUGGGUGCCGUAUGUCACCUUCCCAAGUCUGGGUAAAGAUCAAAUGUGUUUUUGUGUACCAGACCACAACAGGUGUCCCUGGCAUUAACAUACAUGGUGUGUUAUCUACCGACUCAAACGCGAUUGCAGCACUAUGCUCGAGCCUUUGCGUCAGAGAAUUACGCCCCCCCCCUUCCCCCCCCCCCCCAGCCUUUCACAUGGUCAAAUGGCAGAUGGAAGAGAAGGACCUCUUGUUCACUACAUGCCGCAGUGAACCCUGUAACACUCCAUUUACUGAGAGGGAGCUCCUCAGCACCCUUGCACAUUACCCCAACAUAGCCCCUGGGCCAGAUUGUAUCCACACUCAGAUGAUUAAACAUGUCUCGUCCCACUACAAGUGACAUCUUGUCAUCUUCGACCGGAUGUGGUACAAUGGCGUCUUUCCAUCACAAUGGCAGGAGAGCACCGCCGUUCCUGUGCUUAAACCCGGUAAAAACCCGCUUGAUGAGGAUAGCUAUUGGCCCAUCAGCCUCACCAACAUACUUUGUAAGCUACUAGAACCUAUGGUGAGUUGGCGGCUAUGUUGGGUCCUGUAGUCACGUGGCCUACUGGCUCCAUGCGAGGGUGGUUUCUGCCAGGGUCACUCUACCACUGAUAAUCUCAUGUCCCUUGAGUCUGCCAUACGAACAUCCUUUUCCGGAUGCCAACAUCUGGUUGAAUCUUUUUUGAUUUACAAAAAGCUUACAACACAACCUGGCGACAUCGUAUCCUUGCCACAUUAUAUGAGUGGGGUCUCCGGGGCCCACUCCCAAUUUUUAUCCAAAAUUUCCUGUCGCUCCGUACUUUCCCUGUCCCAGUUGGUGCCUCCCACAUUUCCCCCCAUAUCCAGGAGAAUGGGGUCCCACAGGGCUCUGUAUUGAGUGUAUCUCUAUUUCUAUUGGACAUUAAUGGUUUAGCAGCACUGUAGGGCUGCCUGUCUCACCUUCUCUGUAUGCAGACGACUUCUGCAUUUCGUACUGCUUCUCCAGUACUGGUGUUGCUGAGCGGCACCUACAGAUAGCCAUCCACAAGGCCCAGUCAUGGGCUCUAGCCCACAACUUCCAGUUUUCAACUGCAAAGUCGUGUGUCAUGUACUUCUGUCGGUGUUGUACUAUUCAUCUGGAACCAGAACUUUACCUUAAUAACAAUGCACUCACUGUAGUGGAGACAUCAAUUCCUAGGGCUGGUUUUUGAUGCCCAAUUGACUUGGCUUCCUCACCUUCAUCAGCUUAAGUGGAAGUGUUGGCGGCACCUCAAUGCCCUCUGCUGAGUAACACCAGCUGGGCUGCAGAUCGCCCUACGCUGCUGCGGCUCUACAGUGCCUUUUUCAAUCCCGCCUUGACUAUGGGAGUCUGGUUUAUGAUUGGGCGACACCCUCAGCAUUGCAUUUACUCAACCCAGUGCACCACUGUGGCAUUUGACUAGCGACGAGAGCUUUUAGGAUGAGCUCAGUGACCAGCGUACUGGUGGAGGCUGGAGUCCCUCCAUUGCAGAUCAGACGUGCACAACUCCUCACCAGUUAUGUUGCACGCAUUCAUAGUUCUCCUGAGCAUCCGAAUUACCGUCUCCUUUUCCCACCCACGGCGGUUCAUCUCCCGCAUAUGCGGCCUAGGUCAGAGCUUACGAUCACAGUUCAUACUCGAUACCUCCUGUGUGAACUAGAGUCCUUGCCUUUACCACCUCCCCUCCAGGUCCAUCCGCAUACACCCCCAUGGUGUAUAACUAGGCCGCAGCUUCGUUUCAACCUUUCGCAUGGCCCCGCAGGACUCAGUUACCGUAUUUACUCGAAUCUAAGCCGCACUUUAUUUCCGGUUUUUGUAAUCCAAAAACCCGCCUGCGGCUUAGAAUCGAGUGCAAAGCAAGCGGAAGUUCUGAAAAAUGUUGAUAGGUGCCGCCACAACUAACUUCUGCCGUCGAAUAUAUGUAGCGCUACACAAGCAUGCUUUGUGGGCACAAAGAUAAAUACUGACGCCAAAACCUCUGCAUCAGUAAAUAAAUUAAAAAAAAAGGUAGAAGACGAGCUUUUUUUUUCUCCGCCCUGAGUUUCGACCACUGCGUUUUCAUACAUUAUCCAAUGAAGUAAAUACAAAUUCUGUAUUGUUCAUCUUCGAAUGUAGCAGAAUUUCAAUGUACUAUGAAAAUCCGACUGGCAAGACUGUUAGGGAUGUUUGUCAAUAUGGCCAACUCUACGUUCAGAGUUUUUUCCUACCUGUGAGAAGAGAUGGUUGCUAAUAGGAACCUGAUGAAAUGUGAAUCACAUGCAGUAUUCUCUUCACCAUAAGAAUAAUACGAAUAUAAACAUUUUGCCAUGUAUUCUUUCGUGUUUGCUGCUAUCUCAUUUAAAUCCUGUCUGCGUAAUAAACCACGAAACUAGAGUGAGACAACAGCAAACGCGGAAGAAUAUACGUAUCGUGUCAUGUUUAUAUUCGUAUUAUUCUUAUGCCUAAUAGUGGUACAGUCAGAAAUGAAGCACGGCAACUGACUAGAUUUUAAAUGUAAGAUGACUAAUUUCUGUGCAGAAUUUGACGUACUAAAGAAGCGGCCGCAAAGAAUUUCAAACGGUGAAAAAUUUUUGCAAAACUCUCGUUCAGAACAUGUUCUAUCAUACGCAUGUUCUAUCAUACGCAUUUGGUUCUUUUUGAUCAUUAUCAAAGAAAGCAGCAGUGUAAGUAACAACAAAUAGCAGUCU